GGGCACAGAGACAUCACCUGAUUUAAUAGUUUUUCGAGAGGGACGCUCAGUAGAAAGCAAAGCUACACAAUGCCCCCUCCCCAGUGCAGUGUAGCUAAUACCAAAAGAAAAGCCUGAGAACUGACUCCUGAAAUCUGUUUCAGGGACACGAAAAGUUGCAAGGAGAACCAAAGUGACAAAUUCCUACAGUACCCCACAGUUCUAUUUCCUGAAUAUGGAAGGUGCCACCACAUGACAUUUAUCUUUGAGGGGAUUGAAAAGAUGUGUUCCAAGUGACCAAUUUAAAAAGACAUUGAUUUAAAAACAUAAAGGUAGUCAUGUGCUGGAGCCAGCUGGUCAGUCAACAAGAGAACAAGGGAGUGAGGAGGAUUGUCGGAAAGGCAGGAAGAAGACGCAAGAUGGGAGGGCUGCGGCCAAUACCAUGCCAGAGAGAAGUGUAUUUUCUGUGGCUUUUAAAAGCAAGCAACACAAGCACAACCACUUCCAGGAAGUGAAACACUAAUGCUUACAUGGUGAUUUUAUAGUACACAGUAUCUAUGUUCCACUAAGGCCAUUUUCUUCAGGCUUGAACAGUCUCUCAAGGAUGUAUGCAUAAGUGGAGGAACUUGGCAGGGUAUAACAUGUCUGUCAGAUUCAUUCAUGAUUAAUCACAAGCAAGAAGUCAGCCAACGUUAACUCCAGAAGUGCUCCCCCCAGUCAUGGAUGGUGGUGAGCAUCUGUAAUUCAAGUACCUGGGAGGCUGAGUCAGGAAGAUUUUAAGUUUAGGGUUAGUUUGGGUCACUUGACAUGGCCCUGUUUCAAAUUUUUUCAAAAUAAUAUUUAGUUCUUACAGUCUACAAGUUAUAGUAUAAAUCCUACGGAUUAUAUCACAGAUUAAAUCUUCUCUCAACCUUUUUUGUAUGUUCUGCAGGGUUGGGGACUAAGUUCAGACACCUUAUUUUUCUCUUGGUAGGCACUCUACUGCUGAGUUACCUACAUAUACCCUGAAUUUCUCUGUGGUUAUCCUAUAAUAGACAUUUUUUACUAUUCUUUCUUUAUUCUACCACCUAAAAUUACUGCUAUUAUCAGUGGAAUAAGUCAGUAUUUCACUACUCACCUAUAUAUAUGUGGACACAAAAGUAAAGACAUUUGGUUAUGCUGUGAAGUGCAGGUUCUGAAGUUAGACAGACUGGCUUCAAAUCCUGGUUUUAUCAUUCACAUAUACACACUCCGAACAGAGUCAACUCAAUACCAGAUAGUAUAACUUAGACCAUGUCUAAAAAAAUAAAAAUAAAAAAGCACCAUGUGUGGUGGUGCACACCUCUAAUAGCCAACACAACGGAGGUGGAGCCAGGCAGACCUGUUCUUUGAGGUCUAUAUAGCAAACGAGAGGUCAGACAGUGACUCGCAGCGAGACUGGGUCAAAUAAGAAAGGGAACAAGUGUCAUCUCUGUGUGUUAUGCACAGGUAUUGGACUAUCCCUUCUCCUGUUCAGUAGACAUUGGACCUCAGGCAAAUUAUGCAUUAGUCCUUUCCCUUUCAGUGGAUAACAAAUGCCAACAGAGAAAGCAAACGUAAUGCUGUACAGUAAACUGUAUCACUGGGCAAUGGAUCUCGCUAUCCAUUUCAGUCACUUGAACCCUCCUUAGAUUCAAUUUAUUUCCUUCAGGCUGUAGAUGCUCAUUUGCAAGCAGUCAGUUCAGAAGGCUCUCCUUCACGCUGGUAAGAUUAAAGUAUUGUCAUGUAUGAGCUUUGAACAUUUACCUGCCACAUCCUCCCCCUUGUGGUCAUAAAGAAUAUUUUUGAAUGGCCUGACAAAACCAUAAGGAAAAUCAAUCACGUGUGUGUGUGUGUGUGUGUGUGUGCGCGUGCGUGCGUGCGUGCGUGCGUGCGUGUGUGUAUCAAUCAUCUGGAUUAAGCUCAGUAGAGGUUUUGCAUAUAACCUUAGGUUCCAUGCUUCAAAUAAAUUUAGUGAAUUUGAGGCAAGUCUGGGAUAUUAAACUAAAUAAGAUAUAUAACACUGGAUUCCAGGGCUCUCACUCUGGCUUUUAAGUAUGUGGAAUAAGAAGAAAAGCAAAUACUUACCUUUGUUGUUGUUGUUGCUUCAGGACUUUUAGACAAAGUCUUGCUAUCUUAGAGACCCAUUCAUUCUGGAACUCACUAUAUAGUCAUGGCUGGCCUCAAGCUUUUGGCUAUGCUAGGCCAACUUAAUCUUUUUAAAAUAAGAUCUUGCUGUGUAGCCCAGGCUGUCCUUGAACUCCUACUUCAGUCUCAGAGACAAAUGGCACACCAGUUUACAUGAAUACACUGGCUUCAAUUAUCUUCACCUGCCUUCCUUACUUCUUGUUAUAGUCAAUGUAAGGUGCAACGGUUUCAACUUUUGUUUUAGUGUUUAGUAUCUGUCAUUCCUCUUGAUGUUCUUUCUUCAAGAAACUGUGGCAGAAUAACUGUUUUCAGGGGGUCAACAAUCUAACUUUGGCCUUGGCAAUGUAGUUUCUUAGGUAAUUUCUUCAAGUGCUAGAUCAGUAAGGAUAUAAUGACAAGUGUAAUUUGAUGAAGAGAGGCGAGAGGUUCCUUUUUGAUUUGAGACUCCUAUGUAGCCUGUUACUGGUAAUAUAGCCCAGGCUGGUCUAGAACUUAAAAUGUUCCUCCUGAAAGCUGGGAUGAAGUUUGUGCCACUAAACCUGAUUUAAGGGAUGAUGAGUAUGGACUCAUGGCCUAGUACCUUCUAGGCUAGCACACUUAACAACUCAGAUACAAUUCUAGUCCUUUUACUUUUUGAGACAGUCUUACUAUGUAGCUAUGUUAAAAUCAGACCCUCCACAUGUCUGAUAGAACACAAGCAUUUAUCACACGAGGACAUUUUUUUUUUUCGGAGCUGGGAACCGAACCCAGGGCCUUUAGCUCUACCACUGAGCUAAAUCCCCAACCCCACACAAGGACAUUUUUAAAAAUGUAUGUAAUUGUAAUGUCUGUCCUAACUUAAUUUUAUUAACCCUUUUUGAAACAGGUUCACCGUCUCUUAGUGUCAUCAAGCUGCUUUCCAACUAAUUAUAUCACCAAAGGUGACCUUGUAUUUCUGAUUCUACUUCCUCCCAAGUGCUGGAGGCUUACAGCACCAUUCCCAGCUAUCUUUCCUUCCCUUCUUUUCAUAAUGUAAACUGUAUUUUAUCUCCUAAUUUCACCACUUUCUUCAUUACUUGUUACAGUGAUGACUACUUUCACUUCUUUUUCUUUGAGAUAGUCUCAUGUAGCCCAUUGGCCUGGAACGAGUGAUGAAAUCAAAGAUGGCCGCUGGAAUCACAGAACUGUACAACCACUUCCUACCCAACUAUUUUCUAUUUAUAUCAAACUGCUUACCUCCAAAACCAAGUUCUAUUUCACUGUCUUUGAAUCACUGAACUGUUUUUACCACCAUCGAGAAAAACUUGACACAACAUUUGUUCAGGUUUUGUCCCUGAAAGUCUCUGGACAGACACACCUCACAUCUGUAAUCCAGGCAUUCGAAAGGGUCAGCCUUGAGUUUGAGGACAACAAAAGCUACAAAACCACCACAUAGCUAAGGCUAGUAAAACACUGGGGUUGGGUGGGGUGGUGCAGCCUUUAAUUCCAGCACUCCGGGGAUAGACUGGCGGGGGAUCAAGGCCAGCCCGGUCUAUAUAGCUAGUUCUGUGACAGCCAGGGCCAUAUAGAGAGACUCUCCCCAUGCCCAGCCAUUUACACCCCGUCUGAAACCUUGUCUUAAAAAAAAAAAAAAAAGUCACAGUAUAACUAACACCUGGCAAGUGCAAGGUUUGAAAAAGAGUCGCCUCUGGCCCAGCAAACCUUAAGAGCUCACGUAAGAGCCCUCAUCCUUCUCAAGACAGUCUUUUUUUUUUUUAAGAUUUAUUUAUUUUGUGCAUGUGAGUACACUGUAGCUGUCUUCAGACAUACCAGAAGAGGACAUCAGAUCCCAUAAGACCGCGCAUAUACAGGUGUGCAUACUUGAAGCUAUGAAUAAACGGUGAGAACAAAGGUCCCCUUAUCAACGCCUGAGGACAAGAUGGCGCCCGCUGCAAGUAGCGGCCUCGGGAAAAACUCCCACGCGCCUACCAGUGAGCGCGCGAGCUCGCGCCCCCGGUACUCUCCAGUAAAUUCGCGUGCACUGGAGUAUCCAAUAAACGCUACAGUUAAGUCCUAACCCGUUUCCUCCACGCCCCUUACACAUGCGCUACAGGGCUUCAUCCGGAGCCGACGACGCAGGCGCAGGAGGCCCCUCCUUCUGCGCAACUGACGCAAGGAGACUGUAAUCGCCCCAGAAGCCGUGAUGAAAGAACGGAAAUUUUCAACGAUCAUUCUGAGGAGCGUGCUCGCGGCGUGCGCCGAUUCCGGGAGCAGCAAACAGGAAGUUUCUGGUCAGGCACUACGCUAGGUGCCUCAGCAGAACAGCGGGCUUCAUUGCUGCAGCGGCCAGCCCCCGCCCCCCCACCCCACGUGGUUGGAGGGUUCCAGAAGCGUAGCCACCGCCGUGCACGCAGCUCCGGGUCUGUGGGGUGUUUGUUCUUGCCCUCGUAGCCCUCUGUCCAGCCGCCAUGAUAAGCGCCAGCAGAGCCGCGGCCGCGCGUCUCGUGGGCACCACAGCGUCCCGGAGUCCCGCCGCCGCCCGUCACCAGGAUGGCUGGAAUGGCCUUAGUCAUGAGGCUUUUAGAUUUGUUUCAAGAAGGGAUUAUGCGUCAGAAGCAAUCAAGGGUGCAGUUGUUGGAAUUGAUUUGGGUACUACUAACUCCUGUGUGGCUGUUAUGGAGGGCAAACAAGCCAAGGUCCUGGAGAACGCCGAAGGUGCCAGAACUACCCCUUCUGUGGUUGCCUUUACACCAGAUGGGGAGCGACUUGUUGGUAUGCCAGCAAAACGACAAGCUGUCACCAACCCAAACAAUACUUUCUAUGCUACAAAGCGUCUUAUUGGACGACGAUAUGAUGACCCUGAAGUACAGAAAGACACUAAGAAUGUUCCCUUUAAAAUUGUCCGUGCCUCCAAUGGUGAUGCCUGGGUGGAGGCUCAUGGAAAACUCUAUUCUCCGAGUCAGAUUGGAGCGUUUGUGUUGAUGAAGAUGAAAGAGACUGCAGAAAAUUACUUGGGCCAUACAGCAAAAAAUGCUGUGAUCACAGUCCCUGCUUAUUUCAAUGACUCACAGCGACAGGCCACUAAGGAUGCUGGCCAGAUAUCUGGGCUAAAUGUGCUCCGAGUGAUCAACGAGCCUACAGCUGCAGCUCUGGCUUACGGUCUGGACAAAUCCGAAGACAAAGUCAUUGCUGUAUAUGAUUUAGGUGGAGGAACCUUUGACAUUUCUAUCCUGGAAAUUCAGAAAGGAGUGUUUGAGGUGAAAUCCACCAAUGGGGACACUUUCUUAGGAGGUGAAGACUUUGACCAAGCUUUGUUACGGCACAUUGUCAAGGAGUUCAAGAGGGAGACAGGGGUUGAUUUGACCAAAGACAACAUGGCACUUCAGAGGGUUCGGGAAGCUGCUGAGAAGGCUAAAUGUGAGCUCUCCUCAUCUGUACAGACUGACAUCAACUUGCCAUACCUUACAAUGGAUGCUUCUGGACCAAAGCAUUUGAAUAUGAAGUUGACUCGAGCUCAGUUUGAAGGCAUUGUCACAGAUCUAAUCAAGAGAACUAUUGCUCCGUGUCAGAAAGCUAUGCAGGAUGCAGAAGUCAGCAAGAGUGACAUAGGAGAAGUGAUCCUGGUUGGUGGCAUGACGAGGAUGCCCAAGGUUCAGCAGACUGUGCAAGAUCUUUUUGGCAGAGCCCCAAGUAAAGCUGUUAAUCCUGAUGAGGCUGUAGCCAUUGGAGCUGCCAUUCAAGGAGGUGUGUUGGCUGGUGAUGUUACAGAUGUGCUACUCUUGGAUGUCACUCCCCUCUCUCUAGGUAUUGAGACACUUGGAGGUGUCUUUACCAAGCUUAUUAAUAGGAACACCACUAUUCCAACCAAAAAGAGCCAGGUAUUUUCUACUGCUGCUGAUGGACAAACUCAAGUAGAGAUUAAAGUGUGUCAGGGGGAAAGAGAGAUGGCCGGAGACAACAAACUUCUAGGACAGUUCACUUUGAUUGGAAUUCCCCCAGCCCCUCGUGGAGUGCCUCAGAUUGAAGUUACAUUUGACAUUGAUGCCAAUGGGAUUGUGCACGUUUCUGCCAAAGAUAAAGGGACAGGACGUGAGCAACAGAUUGUAAUCCAGUCUUCUGGUGGAUUAAGCAAAGAUGAUAUUGAAAACAUGGUUAAAAAUGCAGAGAAGUACGCUGAAGAAGACCGGAGGAAGAAGGAACGUGUUGAAGCAGUUAAUAUGGCUGAAGGAAUUAUUCAUGACACAGAAACCAAGAUGGAAGAAUUCAAGGACCAGUUGCCUGCUGACGAGUGCAACAAGCUAAAGGAAGAGAUUUCCAAAAUGAGAGAACUCCUUGCUCGAAAGGACAGUGAAACAGGAGAAAACAUUAGGCAGGCGGCAUCUUCCCUUCAGCAGGCAUCAUUGAAACUCUUUGAAAUGGCAUAUAAAAAGAUGGCAUCUGAACGGGAAGGUUCUGGAAGUUCUAGCACUGGGGAACAGAAGGAAGAUCAGAAGGAAGAGAAACAGUAAUAGUGGCAGUGCAUUGUGGAGCCAGGACGACAUACUAUGAAGCUUGGGAGUAAAGGAACUUCCUGAGCAGAAAAGGGGCAAACUUCAGUCUUUUUACUGUAUUUUUGCAGUAUUCUAUAUAUAAUUUCCUUAAUAUAUAAAUCCAGUGACAAUAGCUAUAACUCAUUUAAUGGUAAUAAAGUCAGCAAUAGCAGGUUCACACUUCUAUAACUAGCCUGCUGUUUUCAGCUGCACGUAAAGGGGUGGGAUGGGGCUGCGUACCAAUCAUUAUUAGGUAAAUCUGGUUUGUGCUGAAGUAGCUAUGUUUUCAAGAUGGAAGCCCAUUUCACAUGCAGUAGAGGUAAUCUGUCAUGGACCUUGAAUUGAGGUCAUAUGCAGAUGCUUGUUGACCAAGAGCACUGCUAUAAAUGACCUGUGUGUACAUUUGCUCCUUCAACUGAUGCCUUGCAAGACUAAGCUCUCUGUGUCAUGGUCUAUAGGUACAGAAGUUAGGUCAAUGGAUAACAGCUGUGUUAGCCAUAGCUUAAAGUGAUCUAUCAAGAAUUAUACAAGCCUCUCAUGGGCCUAAGGCAUACUUCUCCAGCUACCCUCUUGGGUGGCCAAUGUCUGACAUCUAUAUUCUUGAUGAUUGUUCCUUUUUCAUCCAUUCUGGAUUUUUUUUUUUUUUAAUAAAAUUCUGAAAGCCUCUUGAUCUCCUUUGUGAAUGGUAGUAGCUCAAGGACUAUGACUGUACCAUCAGGUUUGUGAGUAGAGGUAAAAAAUCAACACUGGCUAAAAGGUUGAACAAAUUAAACAUGGUGAGGGACUAAAUAACAUGUUGGCAUGUAUGCUGGAUGUGGAAGCCCACUCAGGAAGCAGUGUGAAGCCAGGCGGGGCUACACAAUGAGACACCCCGUCUUAAUAAAAUACUGGCAUAAACGAA
This is a messenger RNA of Rattus norvegicus (Norway rat), 7512 nucleotides long. Lineage: Eukaryota; Metazoa; Chordata; Mammalia; Rodentia; Muridae. The record is from RefSeq and is a predicted model, not a curated record.